UACAAUCUGGGAAAAAUGUUAGAGUUUGGAGAAACAUAUCCACGCGCGCUUUCACGCUGCUUGGCACAGCGGGACGCACGGUGCCUGUGCGUAACUGGACUUUGUCCACGUGUUCUGCGCGUCAAAUAAAAAAUAUGUAUAUAUCGGCAAUGAUUGACACUUGAAUUUAACUAUGAGCGCGCACAUUCUUGAGUCCAACUCCAGCGGGAACAUGACUCCUGUGGUGUCCGAGGCUAAGGCUGUCCUCCCGGGCUACCUGCUGGUCAUCCUCUCGGUGCUCAUGGUCACUCUGGUUGUCGUUACUGUGGCUGGAAACGCGCUUGUCAUCGUGGCUUUUAUUAUGGAUAAAACCCUGAGAAAUCAAAGCAACUACUUCUUUCUAAACCUUGCUAUAUCUGAUUUUUUCGUGGGUGUUUUCUGCAUCCCAGUGUACAUCCCCUACAACCUGACGGGCCGGUGGAUGCUGGGUAAGGGCCUGUGCAAGGUGUGGCUGGUCAUCGACUACCUGCUGUGCACUGCUUCAGUCUUUAACAUUGUCCUCAUUAGUUAUGACCGCUUUCUGUCUGUCACCAGAGCUGUUCAAUACAGAGCCCAACGAAAAAUGACCCACCAGGCUGUGAUCAAGAUGUUGGCAGUGUGGGUGUUGGCCUUCCUCCUCUACGGACCUGCCAUCAUCUUCUGGGAGGUCAUCGUUGGUCAGAGUGUGGUUCCAGCCCAUGAGUGUUACGCUGAGUUUUAUUUCACCUGGUACUUCUUACUCAGUGCUUCGACUUUCGAGUUCUUCUCCCCAUUUGUGUCAGUAACCUUCUUCAACCUUAGCAUCUACCUGAACAUCCACCGCAGGAAUAAGAGCUGGGUACCAGGCGAGGACUGCGUGAAAUCCAAGAGGAACAUUAGAAAGCAGAGAGACAGUGGAUCAUUGUCUGUAUUUUUUAUGAAAACACGGAAAGUGUCAUCCAGUGAGCCCGCAGCUAUUUCAGCAGUUAUCCAGGAUGAUGAAGUUCAGUCUCCUCCUUCCAGCGCAGAUCCUAAUAGCAGCCAGAUCUUUAUGGAGGGGGUGAAGUUUUCUCCUUGCAGGAAAAACUCCAGUCUCUUUCAGCCCACGGCCUUCUCUAUGGCACUUAGCCACAGAGUACAGGGAUCUCUUCUUUCCCGAGAUAAAAAAAUCGCCAAGUCUUUGGCCAUUAUUGUCUGUAUUUUUGCGAUUUGCUGGGCUCCAUACACUUUGUUAAUGAUUAUUCGUGCUGCCUGUAGGGGUACAUGUGUGUCAAACUACUGGUAUGAGAUUACAUUUUGGCUCCUCUGGUUAAACUCUGCCAUCAACCCUUUUUUGUAUCCUCUCUGCCACACCAGCUUUCGAAGGGCUUUUGCAAAGAUUCUGUGUCCCAAACGACAGUCUGUCCAGCCUCAGAUUCAUGUGCAGUCUUGUUAGCUGAAUUCAGUUGUACUUCCACAUG
This is a messenger RNA of Thalassophryne amazonica, 1457 nucleotides long. Its product is annotated as histamine H3 receptor. The transcript is spliced from 3 exons. Gene Ontology annotation, molecular function: histamine receptor activity. Gene Ontology annotation, cellular component: membrane. The record is from RefSeq and is a predicted model, not a curated record. Lineage: Eukaryota; Metazoa; Chordata; Actinopteri; Batrachoidiformes; Batrachoididae. Gene Ontology annotation, biological process: adenylate cyclase-activating adrenergic receptor signaling pathway. Bases 173 to 1432 code for a protein of 419 amino acids.